AUGGCAAUCGUCGAGUCUUCAAGGACCACGGCGGACUCGACAAUCCGUCGUUCAGAAGUCGGCUAUGCUUGCUGUCAAUGCACACAACGCAAACGGUCUCGAUUGUCAACUGUCUCCACGGAUAAUAUAGAAACGGCCGACUGUUUGGGUGAGGGGAGCAGCAGUUCGUGGGCGCGUCUGGGUGUGCCUACAUGGUUAUCCGCAUCUCGCUCACAUCCGUCAGCGAUCUGUUUCAUGAAACACCAACAACACUCGCGCCCACACGGUGACCCACCGCGCUUGGUCCCGAGCGUCUCGCGGGCUGCUUCCGAGGCCGCAUCUUGA
Molecule: messenger RNA, 324 nt
Organism: Plenodomus lingam JN3
Lineage: Eukaryota; Fungi; Ascomycota; Dothideomycetes; Pleosporales; Leptosphaeriaceae
Source: RefSeq, a predicted model, not a curated record